AUGAGGUGUCGAGACAAACACAGUCAAGCAUGAUGUCGGUGAGGCUGGUGCUCGCGGCGGCUCUGUGCCUCGUGGUAAGGGUCCACUCCUCGCAAGAUGUCAUCAAGAACCUCUCCAUCAAUUUCGCGAAACCCUUGGAGGCUUGUAAGAAGGAGAUGGACCUCCCAGACUCCGUGACGACAGACUUUUACAACUUCUGGAAGGAGGGCUACGAGAUGACAAACAGACAGACAGGCUGUGCCAUCCUCUGUCUGUCCUCCAAGCUGGAGCUGCUGGACCAGGAGAUGAAGCUGCACCACGGGAAGGCGCAGGAGUUCGCGCAGAAACAUGGCGCUGACGAGGCUAUGGCGAAGCAGCUGGUGCAGAUGAUCCACAGCUGCACGGAGUCGACCCCGGACGUGGCGGACGACCCCUGCAUGAAGACCCUGAACGUCGCCAAGUGCUUCAAGGCCAAGAUCCACGACCUCAACUGGGCGCCCCCCAUGGAACUCAUCAUUGGAGAGGUCUUGGCUGAAGUUUAGAUAUACCUACCCUGAAACUGAAAUCUUACAUGUUGCUUAUUAUGAUUAUAUC
Trichoplusia ni (cabbage looper) is the source of this 573-nucleotide messenger RNA. RefSeq names its product pheromone-binding protein. The transcript has 3 exons. The record is from RefSeq and is a predicted model, not a curated record. Lineage: Eukaryota; Metazoa; Arthropoda; Insecta; Lepidoptera; Noctuidae. Bases 30 to 521 code for a protein of 163 amino acids. Gene Ontology annotation, molecular function: odorant binding.